AUGUCGACUGGAGAGGAGCUUGUGGAUCUUGGUGGAGAGCCAGGAGAAAUUUUUGUGGUUCCCAGAGAAGAGGAGGAGGAACUAGGCACCGUGGAGAGAAGAGGAGGAGGAACUAGGCACCGUGGAGGUACCAGGGGCAUCCACCAACCUCGCUGCUUGUGCGCCCAUGGGGCUGUCCGUGGUGGGGGCACUGAUAGUGGACGUGCAAGGUCUUGGGUGAUAGAGGAGGCAUUGGGCAGCUUGGGUGAGCAAGGGGCCUUGGGCGCGAGUAGUGGGCGAGUAGCCUGCUCGUAUAGGUGGGAAGGGGCGAUCAGUUCAAGCGGCAGACGAGUAGGGGGGAGAUUGGGCGAGCAGCCUACUCGCAUUAGGGGUAUGCAUGGUGAUAGGAGCAAUGAUGGGCGAACAGUCCAUGUGAUUGGUGAGGCUGACCAUAGGCAAGUAGCCCAUAUGAUUGGUGAGGCUAACCAUGGGCAAGCAGCCCACGUGAUUAGCGAGCUGGACAAGAGAGCAAUUGCUGUUUGCGCGAGGGAGAAAGUACCGGGUGAGGCUGUCUUGGCGACAGGAGUUGGUGGGCGCACCGAAGGGGGUUUGGGCAAGGCAUCCCUGUAG
This is a messenger RNA of Ilex paraguariensis (yerba mate), 609 nucleotides long. NCBI's taxonomy places the organism in Eukaryota, Viridiplantae, Streptophyta, Magnoliopsida, Aquifoliales, Aquifoliaceae. The record is from the annotation of a GenBank genome assembly.